CAUAUUUAUGGUUGCAUGUUUUUAGAAUAUUUAGACUGUUGUUAAAAAAUGUUGCGCUUUUUUGCGCCAGUAUUUGCGACAGUUUGUACCGUAGAAACAGCUCAACUGCAACCAAGGCAGAAAAUUAAAAAGGUGGUCUGAGAAAUGAGAGAAUGUUGAAAUGCUGUUUAAAUGUCAUCUUGAAUAUAAUAUAGAUUCGAGAAUUGGGGUGGAGUUUGUCAACAAACUAGAAGUGCCUAGAACAUGAGCUUCCACAUGUGUGCAUUCCCUCUCAGACAAACAGACAGACAGACAGACAGAUAAAUAGAUAGAAUCAGAUUUCAGCUGUCACAUCAUGGGAUAAUCAGAAUCAAUCUGCCGGGUUCUUGUAGAUUAUUAAGGCAUGGCUUGUGCCCUGGGUCGCCGCCUGGUUGCGUGCCUUCUGAACAUCUCUGAAGCUCGGGAAAGAGAUGUGGUGGAGAAAGUGGCACAGGCAGCCAUCAGCCACCAGCUUGGAGGAAGACGUAAAGGCACAACCGUCCUGAACAUCUUCAGUGAUCACGAUUACAACCGUUCGGUUCUUACCAUAGUAGCCGACCUUGAGAUGAUCGGAGAAGCGGUCCUUUCGGCAUCAGAGCGGGCGUUCUCAUUGAUCGACAUGACUGCGCAUGACGGUAUUCACCCGUGCAUGGGAGCCGUGGACCUUCUGCCCUUGUACCCCCUGGGGAAGGAGGUGAGCUUGGAGGAUUGUGGAAAGGAGGCUCGAGCUAUAGGCACUGCUCUGACCGAGAGGAUCCCAGGAACCAGCGUGUUUUUCUUUGGCUGGGCAGAUAUACCGCUGCAUCGUGGCCUUGCACAUAGGAGGAAAGAGAUGGGCUGGUUCAAGAAGGGUUCCAACAUGGCUGCCGUCCAGCCAGAUGUUGGACCACCGCCUAUGAGACGAUUUGGCCUAACAGGAAUCGGCACAAGCCCAUACGUAAUGAACUGCAACGUGACCAUCGAAACCCAAGAUGUAUCGCUAGGCCGCGACGUGGCCGCAGCCAUCCGAGAGUCCAGUCCGAGUGGAAUCCCGGGAGUGCAGGUCCUAGCCCUUCCUCACAAGGGUGCUGUGGAAAUCGCCUAAGUAGAAAGCGUACCAGGUUCAGCUUCUGGACGAGAAUCAUGGCCAGCGUUCAGAAUCGGAGAUUGGGAAUUCUGCCACGCCCCGGCAUCGCUCAUUACCACGCGAGUACAGGAACUGGCCGGACGCCAGGGUGUAAAGACGCAGGGAACGGCGCUGGUUGGGUUCACCCCACUCGAGUGCAAGAAUCUGGCCGAAAUAGCACUGUCCCGGGAUAUCGGAGAGUUCUGGAAGGAGCUACACGGAGUGCGCAUGUAAUCUCAUGUAUUGGAGGUUACACUACAGCUCUGGUGCUUUACUUGGUUUGAAGAAUAAUCAGUUCCUAUACUGUAUUAUGUCUUGGGCUGUACUUAACGAUCCAAAAGUAGUGUUCAGGAAACACUUUCAUUAGCGGAGCUCUAGAUUUUGUGAUGGACACACAUUAAUAUAUGUAAUAAUAAUGUUUUUCUGGCUGUGA
Molecule: messenger RNA, 1556 nt
Organism: Silurus meridionalis
Lineage: Eukaryota; Metazoa; Chordata; Actinopteri; Siluriformes; Siluridae
Gene: ftcdnl1
Product: formiminotransferase cyclodeaminase N-terminal like 1
Molecular function (GO): transferase activity; folic acid binding
Source: RefSeq, a predicted model, not a curated record